AUGGCCAACUCGAGAAGUCCUCCGCCCGACACCAACACAGUCAUGACUGAAACGAAGACGGCCGAGACGAACCAACUCAAGCGCAAAUCGUUUGGUGCCUCGCCCGACCCCGACGUAGAUGAGAACGAAGACGCACCCAACAAGCGCCCAAGAACAGAGGAUAGUCCAGGCAGAAGCCCCAAACGUCAUGGAAACGGGACAAACAAGAAUGGGCAUGGGGAGAGAAAUGGAUCUCCAAUCAAGGACGCGUUCUUGAAGGAAGAGAGUCUUUCCCCGAAUGCUCGCAGACAGCGCCAAGCCGUGGACAUCCCCUCCUCGCCAGAGCAACGAAGGCGGCCUUCUGAGUCGAGGCGGUAUGAUGACCGCUCCCCGACCAGCCCGUCGGACCGACGCGGCUCUGAGACAAGCCGGCGGAUGUCAUCCUCACACGGAGCAGAGAGGGACCGCGACCGGCGGGAGAGCUACUCACAGGAGGAGAAGAAGCGCGGCAGGCGUCUGUUCGGUGGUUUGCUAAGCACACUAAGUCAAACCACGGCAAAUUCUCAGCAAAAGCGACGUCUGGAGAUUGAAAAGAAACAGCAGGAAAAAGCCGUCAAGCAAAAGACCGAGGACGACAAGCGCCGGACGGAGAAGCUCGCGAGACUCGACAAGGUCAGGAGGAUCGAGCAGGUUCGGUUUGAUGAGCAAGUGAUGCGCACCCGUCACUCAAACAUGCUUGCCAUGGCGCACAGCCUACGGACCAGGAGCGAGCCCAAGCUGUACUACCGCCCCUGGGAACUCACGCAAGAGCAAGAGGACAUCAUCAAGGACCAGAUCCGCGACGCAGAGGAUGACAUUGCGGACGAAGUCAGGCAAUUCAAGCGCCGCAAGGAGCAGAGACUCAGGGACCUGGGCGCUCUUGCCCUGCCUGGCCCACCAGAAGUUGAUCCUACGGUUGCCCCUACACCGAAAACAACCCACCACGAGGACAAGGAUCACGACGAGAUGGUCGAGGCGGAGGAGGAUACUGUCAUAUACUAA
This is a messenger RNA of Diaporthe amygdali, 1020 nucleotides long. RefSeq lists its product as uncharacterized. The record is from RefSeq and is a predicted model, not a curated record. Lineage: Eukaryota; Fungi; Ascomycota; Sordariomycetes; Diaporthales; Diaporthaceae. Gene Ontology annotation, cellular component: catalytic step 2 spliceosome. Bases 1 to 1020 code for a protein of 339 amino acids. The transcript has 5 exons.